Messenger RNA from Leptopilina heterotoma, 1707 nucleotides. RefSeq names its product alpha-tocopherol transfer protein-like. Bases 171 to 1130 code for a protein of 319 amino acids. The record is from RefSeq and is a predicted model, not a curated record. Gene Ontology annotation, molecular function: phosphatidylinositol bisphosphate binding. Lineage: Eukaryota; Metazoa; Arthropoda; Insecta; Hymenoptera; Figitidae. The transcript has 5 exons. Gene Ontology annotation, cellular component: membrane.
UUAUACAAAAGAACGUUCUCCAACAACUUGAGUCUCUUUUAGUUAUUUGAUUAUUACGUGAAUCGUGUUUCAGUGCAAUAUAACACAUAGUCGGUGCGCACAGUGACUUUUUCCUUUACUUCUCUUCAUUUUUCAAAACAUAUAAUUUUCUCUACGUUCUCCAUAUAAUAAUGUCAUUAAUUAACAAUCACAAUUCAUCCAAGAUGUUAUUAAUCCAUCCAACGGAGGAAAUGUCAAAAAUGAUCAGACAGGAAUUAAAUGAAAAUGUUGAAACACGAGACAAGGAUUUACAAACUAUCAAAGAAUGGCUUUCGAAACAACCACAUUUACCUGAAUUGAAUGAUGAAGACGACAAUUUACUAAUGACAUUUCUACGAGGGUGCAAAUUUUCCUUAGAAAAAUGUAAAAGAAAAUUAGAUAUGUAUUUUACAAUGCGAACACAUGUACCAGAAUUUUUCACCAAAAGAAGUAUUUCAAAUCCAAACAUGAAGGAAAUAUUGUCAGCUAUUCAAGUUCCCCCCUUACCUGGACUCACAGAGAAUGGACGUCGUGUAAUUGUCAUGAGAGGAUUGGAUAAAAAUCGUCCAACACCGAAUGUUGCCGAAGCAAUGAAAUUGGUCCUAAUGAUUGGUGACGCAAGACUGAAAGACGAAAUUGUCGGCGUUGCUGGUGAUGUUUAUAUUUUAGAUGCCAAUGUCGUGACACCGAAUCAUUUUGCCAAAUUUACGCCAGCGCUUGUGAAAAAAUUUCUCAUCUGUGUGCAAGAAGCUUAUCCCGUGAAAUUGAAGGAAAUUCACGUCAUCAAUGUCAGCCCACUAGUGGAUAGUAUUAUUAAUUUUGUAAAACCAUUUCUUAAGGAGAAAAUCCGAAACAGAAUAUUUGUGCACAGCACAAUGGAAACACUUUAUCAGUGUAUUCCAAAGGAUAUGCUGCCAAUGGAAUACGGAGGCAAAGCUGGUCCAAUAAAGGACAUUUUCGAUUUAUGGAUAAAAAGAUUAGAAGAAUACGAAUUAUGGUUCAAAGAACAAGAAUCACUGAAAGCUGACGAGGCACAACGACCAGGAAAGCCAAAAACAUACAACGAUUUAUUUGGUCUCGAUGGAUCAUUUAGAAAAUUACAAAUUGACUGAGAAACAUAUUUAUUCAUUCAAAAAAAAAAUAGAACAUUUCGCCAACAUUGUUCUUAAAUUCCUUAAUUAUCUAAUGUUCAAAAUCUUGUCUUUCGAAUUCAAGUUAGUAAAUUCUAAAUCACCUUGCACAUAAAUAUAAUUUGAAUUUGAAGGCAUAAUGGUGGACAAUGUGAUUUCCAAAAUUUUAAUUGCGAAAAAACGAUUUCUGUUAUUUUCUAGAUUCCAAAGUUUGGUUUAACAUUUUUUUUUUUUAAUUAUAAAAAUAAGUUUUCGGAAAUAAAAAUUAUUCAAAAGAAUCAAAAAUAACGAUUUAAUUUAUUACUUUGUCAAAACUGUUCAGAUUUCAAGUAACUCUGACUAGGUAUCUCGGACGACAAUAUGAUUAAUCUGUUGUUAAUAAUUAAAGUCCGUCUGUUACUGAAAACGGUAUUAAUAUUUAAUGAUGAAUAAUAUGUUAGAAAGAUUGAAAAUUAAUGGGUGACUUGGGAGUAGAUUUGAUGAUAAUUUAAAAUGUCAUUUCAAACAUCUAAAAAAUUAAUUUUCGGGGCGCAUGAUUAUUCCCCAAAAUGUCAUUUUA